Porites lobata is the source of this 8580-nucleotide messenger RNA. The record is from the annotation of a GenBank genome assembly. NCBI's taxonomy places the organism in Eukaryota, Metazoa, Cnidaria, Anthozoa, Scleractinia, Poritidae.
UUAACGACGAGCAACUUAAUAUCUAUUUCUACAGGAUGUUUUAUCUGGUAUUCAUCGGCGACAAGUGUUCAACUCCAGGCCAUUUUCAACAUGGGUGGGAUAAAAGGUAACGUCAUGUUCUACCAGUCGCAACAAGGUAGUCCCACAAGUAUCUCACUUAACUUAACAGGUAUCAAGAACGAAACCCUGACUUGGGAUGUUCGACAACUUCCAAUGAUCUACGAUGGUAAUGCAGCUAUGAGUUGCAGUCCAAGCGUAGUUGGAGAUCUGUUUGACCCUGCGAUGGCCAUGAAAUCUGCAGACUACAAUAGCUCGUGCAGUCGAUCAAGUUCUUCAAGAUUUCAAGUAUGUGCCACUGGUGACUUGACAGGAAUGCUGGGAGCUAUAAAUGCCAGCAACGCACAGAAAAAUUUUACAGACCAGAAUUUGACUGUUCCUAUCAGAGGGGCCAACAGCAUCAUGGGCAGAACACUUGUUCUUUACAAGGAUGGCACACCAAGGGCUUGCUCACUGAUUAGCCCGGAUAAAGUUAUGCUUACAGCAGUAGCUGUCUUCACUAUGCCGGUUGCUGGUUUUGUGUAUCUGCGGCAAGCUGAUGAGAGCGCAGAUACAACUAUAUUCGUUAACCUUUUCCAUUCCAACGAUGCUCAAUCUGGUAGACGGGUUACAUGGCAGAUAAACCAAGCAUCAGCUACUUGCGGAAUGCCCGGUGACGUUUUCAAUCCUGAAAACAGAGACAGGCAAAAUUGUAGCCAGCAGUUAGAACACGAAAAAUGUCUGAUUGGUGAUUUGACUUCCAAGCAUGGAAACAUCACUGUCUCCAUGGCAACAAGAGGACAGUCCAAAACCAAAGUGGCCUUUACAGACACCAACCUUCCACUUACUGGUGUCAAAAGCGUUAUUGGCAAGACAAUUACAUUGUUCUCAAGUGACGAUUCAAUGACCCCUUUUGCUUACGCAAAGAUAAUGCAAGUAAAACCGAGAGUUCUCAUAUCUACUUUCAAAGCCAGUGUUCAUGAUGGUGUAGACGGCUAUUUCAAGUUUACACAACUCUCUCCCUUUGAUCCCACGAUGACGGAAAUAAGGCUCACUGGAUUAAGAAAGGAGUCUCAGGGAUAUCACAUUCACAACUAUCCCAUGCCAUGGCAAAUGAAGUACACCGGAAUGGAAUCCUGUGCAGGGAGUCACUUAGGAGGACACUGGAACCCCUUUGGCGUGGAUGUCAAGUCCAGUCCUUCGCCUGGAACUGGUAUGUAGCUAAGUACAAAGUUAGCCUCAAUUUUACAAUUUCCUCCUCAUACAAUUCUAAGAGCUGAAACGUCACACACGCAUGAUAUUUUUCCAUACGUUUUCAUGGACCACAAGCCCAUUCAAUUUAUUUAACGACCACUUCAUCUUCCAUAUUUUUGAUGAUUUUUCAAAAGUUAUCUAGUACGUUACACCAAACAUCCAUUACAGGGUUAUCCAGCCGGUCGCCGGUACCCAUUUAUACCCCUGGGUUCACCACCAAAGUGGAGCAAAGUACUUGUCCAAGGAAGCUACUCUGCAGCCUGACUUUAGCCCGGAUCUUCGAAUCUCUCACGAGGUUGUUUUUAACGUUGACACUCCUUUUCUAAUAGGAACGAAUGAUCAGUACGAAAUCGGUGACCUAAGUGGGAAAUAUGGAACUUUUCUUAACCUAACAAGCUACACCGGAACACAUUUGGACUACAAUCUUCCAUUGUUUGGUAAAAACAGCAUCCAGGGUCGUUCUGUUGUCAUCCAUAAAAUGAAAGUAAUGAACAGCAUGAGAUGGGUCUGUGCAGAUGUCCAUCAGAAAAUGGCUGAAGUGGACAAAAUGUUUGUCAUGAAAACCAAAAUAACUUUUACGGGUCCAGAUGUUAUGGGGUACAUACUUUUGGUAAGUAAGUUUUAUUGGCAUUAUUCUGUCUAAAAACGCGAUCGAGGAAAAAAAAUAACAAACAAACAAACGAACAAAAAAUCUUUUUCAGAAAAAAAAAACAGCAGAACUAGUUGAUAAUUCUAACUGUCAAAAUUGCUAUUUAUGACACUCUUAAUUUACUUUAUUAUUAUUAUUAUUAUUAUUAUUAUUAUUGUAUUCUUAUAUAUAUAUAGCGAUACAUUCUUAUCAUACAUUUUAUAGAUAUAAUUUCAUCACUAUAUUUAUAAUCUUAAGCAUUUUAUUUCGAUCUGUAUCUGUUUUUGUUGCGUCAUCAAUUAGCUUGUAAGCUAAAUAUCCUGACACGUAAAUAGAGUUUAUUAUUAUCAUUAUUUUGGCAGACCGAUCAUGCUCAAUUGAAACAGUUGUGCGAGAUAUUUCUCUGCGCUUGAAAAUAUGGCGUAGCAUUUUUAUGUCCAGCAUAUUUAAAAGAUUUGUUUUGUUUUUACUUCUUAAGGGAGCUGUGUCACGAAAUUCAGCCAAAUUAGGAAAUUACAAAAUGCCUUUUAAAUUAAGAGAAACAUAAAAAUAACCACUUUUAACUUUAAAAGAAGGUUAAAAUAACAUAACAGAAAAACAGAUGCCACGGAAGGGCAAAACUGAAGAAGACUGAAACGGAUUGAAAUUAGGGUUUUGGAAAACUGUUCAUCCUAACAGUGUUCCAAAGUUGAUCCCUGCUGCUUGCAAAUUCAAAAAUAAUGCUCAGGAGACAUAUUUGUUUGUCUCGGAUCUCUGACUUUGUCAUUUACAUGUAAUUUCUUUGCUUCUUUUAAGUUCCAUAGCGAUUGAGGGCGCGUAAUUGGUAAAAUGAAACAAAAUGAACUGGACUGCUGUGACACAGCCCCUCCUGUAAGGUAGUCAAGCGGACAAUGAACCAUGUCCAAUUCACUGAUUUAGUUCAUAUACCGUGGGACAUAUGUGCAUAUGUAAAUAUCGAGAUAAGAUUUUCCAGAGCAUUUAUGCAUUUCCAGUCAUGAGAAAAAAAGAGAACACAAAACAUAUAAUCUCAAAGCAAAGACGAGCAUGCCAAAAUCUUUCACUUAUACAUCAACCUCAUCUAAUUUGUUAUUCAGAUAAACUAUAAAUACACUUAUGUGUAGUCUUGACAACUGUAUCAACUCCACUUUAUAGAUACAGUACAAGACGUCCGAUAGCUCUAUGUCGCCCGAGGAGACAUCGAUUUAUGUUCAUCUGUCGUAUGGGAACGAGGCAGGCAAACAGGUAAAAUAAUAAUUAGCACAACUACUUCUUUGUUCUAUCUGAAACUAGCUGCAUGGUUAGCAUAACUUAGCUUGAGCACAGACCAACCGGUUGCAAAUAAGACAAGGAAAAAGAACGCGAGAGUGAAUAAGUUAGCCCGAUGGGAAAAUCGAAAGUGGGUGGGCGUUGUUGGGAGGCCGGAACCUAUUUUCUCUCCCCUUUACCUUCGAUGCUUCCUUUUAGCGCCCUACCCCCCGAUCGAUAGGCUGCCCGGUACACAGGGUAUGUAGUCUCUGAAAAUAUCAAACGCUUUUUUAAGCCAUUUUCUUGUUCGGUUACUGUGGGCUUGUGGUAUAGCGAAAGUCACGCUGACGUCACUUGUUGAUAUUAAUACGUCAAUCACAAGCGCAUUGGGUUCUUGCAACAAAAGAUUCUUUUGUUUUACUCCUUACAAAUUUGAAUAACAAAAACAAUCUCUGUAAACAGGGAUGUAUCCUAUAGCUUGAAUUGUGGUUUUUUUUUCUUUAUCAGAGUAUGAAUCACUCGUGGCACGUGCACGUGAAACCCGAAGGAGGGGACACGCACGCUGCGAUGGGCGAGAGAUGCAAGAGUCUGGGGGGACAUUAUAAUCCUUAUAAGGUUGACCUGGCUGUAAGUAUUGUUUAAGCUCUUAAUGGUAACUUACGAUCACGAUUCCUUUUAUCACUCCUUGAGAAUACAUGUUUUUUGCCAAGACGUAGAGACUAUGAAGUUUCUGAAAUAAGAUCAUACUUGUUACAGUUUAGUUAACAAGUAUUAACUUUAAUUUCUAAAUGACCUUAGGCAGUCCAGGAACGGCAUAAGAAAUAUACUCUGCUGUUCUCGUGCACAAGUUUGCUAAUUUGGCGCGAGAAAGUACUUAACUGAUAUAACCAAAAGAGAAACUGGUUAAACGGUUACUUAGGCCAUGCAAAAAAAUUUUCAGUUGUGCAACUUAACCACAUUCUUAAAUAAUUUGUCACUUAGAUUUUGGGCUAUUUGUCAAUUGUCAUUAAUUAAAAUUCAAGCCGUUUGUCAAUUGUGAGACCCUCACUAUGAUGUUAGAGAGUCGUUCUGACUUACGAUAUCCGGAAUCAUCGUUGGUUUGUUUGAUACUUCCGUAAUGGCAUCGCCCGACAUAUACUUCAAAAAGCACCAAAUAAAAAGCUAGUUCUUUCCGCACGCAAAAGUUAAAUGCUAUUCGGAAGGUGAGUAAGAAGAAUAUCAUUGGCAGUGAAGCUUGAUAAACGUUAAAAAAAAUGGACUACAGCAUGUCGUGUUUCAUUUACUAGGUUGUAGUGCUCCUACACUUGAAGGAUCUUUUGUUGUAUUCAUUACUUACAGAUCUAUACUGUAUGUUUGUGUUUACAGGGAUCGUAUAAGUCAUCCUGUUUUUCUAGCAAUAUGUUGCGUUGUGAAGUUGGUGAUCUUUCUGGCAAGCAUUCCCGUUUGAAUGUUGGUUCAGGGAAGCAGUUUUAUACAGAUCCAAGCCUUCCACUAUUUGGAGAAAUGUCAGGUAAAGGAAAAACCUUAACCCCUACUUACAUCUCAAUAGUUUCUCGGGAAGUUUUACCGUGCAUCACCAAAAUAGAAAGGAAACAGCCCCAGACUGUCAAAGAAAAGAAAAAUGGUUUUACUUAAUCAUCAGUCAGUAGUCAUGACCACUUACAGCAGCUAAUUAAGUCUGUGAAAUUGUUGUUGACCACUGAAUGGAUUUGUUGGCCUUUUUUCAUAGACAAUUUCGAACAGUGAUUCACUGAUGUGUGAAAUAUUAAUUUUUUUCCAGUUGUUGGUCGUGGGGUUGUCGUGCACGCCGAAAACACUGGAGCAGCCCGCCUUGCUUGUGCUACCAUCAAACCAGUAGAUUCUCUGUAUGUUGAGAAGACACUACACUACGUAGAAGGAACGACAUUUUCCAGGUAGGUUUUGCCCAGUUGAAUUUGCAUGAGAUAGAUGCAAAAAGGGCAACAACAAUUUCAAGCUUUUUCCGCUAACAUAGGAGCGGGGGCGGGGCGGGGGGUGCUUUAACACAGAGAUUGUUAUGUUGCUAUGGUAGCAUGUUUUAAAUGUCAAGGAAAUGAUCUCCAUUUGCUCCCAAUAGUUUCCAUUUGUUUCAAACCACUUUUAAAAGGUGUCAGCAAAUGGUAAAAAUACAGACGCGCUUGUCAUCAAAGAGUAAGGUUCAAGGAAAAACACUGAAGGCUGCCACCUUAAGGUCUCGGUAAAUGAAAAUUUUAGAACAUUGCUCGAUUUUGUUUUUUUUUUAUUUUUGGCAUGAGUGGGUCCUAAAUUUUAUUUUGGCAGAAAAAGAAAACCAGAAAGUGCUUUUUAACCCUUCUAAAAUGAGCCUUUUCUGAGCUAACCAGCCAAGCGUGGAUCUCGCGCUAAAUCUUUAGAGCUGAUUUUCUCUCACUCUAUUUUAGGCGCAAAAAUCAAAAUUCUCCGACCUCCAGUCGGGACAGGUUUUAAGCUAUCGCUUUGAAACUUUCAAAUAUGUUGGAUAAUGAUAUAGACUCAAAACGGGUGUGAGGAAUUUUCCGAUUUCCCUUUGUAACUCAUUUUAUGUCAGUUUCUUUGCGUAAAUCGCGCUCUAGAUUCGACUUUUUAGUUUGAAAUACAAUAAUUCCGCUAAUACGAAACAUAUGCAAAUUUUUAGGUCUUUUAUCUGUCAAUCAGAUGCAAUAAAAAGGAAGUGAAUAUUUAACAACGCGAAAGGGCUGGCGCUUCAGCAGUAAACUUGAUACCUCUGAGUUCGAGAGCAAAAAACUUAAGCGCCUUUUGAAAUUCGAUGAAAUAAAAUCCUUUAUAAGGUAAUUUAGUCUUUUAGCUUUAAUUUGAUAUAUAACUUGCCUUUGUAGCGAAAAUACUCGCGCGACUAGAAUUUUUUUCUGUGGGCACCUCGUUUUCCUUUACCGAGACCUUAAGUGGGUGGCCGAGAUAACUUGUCAUAAAAUCAUCUAAAAUUGGCGCCAGAACUUUUGUUUUUCUCUCUCCUUUAAACCGUUUUGAAACUCAUAGUCAAGUACACCAGAUUGAAAAUUUCCACUUAUAGUUAAAUAGAGAAUCUGAUCCUAAUUUCCGCACAACUUGUCGAAACGUCAGACAACUGAUUUUGCAGGCAGGUCAACACUAAACGGUUGAUCAUAUACGACGAGACCUGCUCGUAAAAUAACCCCUGAGUUUUGAUAUUUCACUUUCCAGUGAUAAAGGGAUUACGAAUUCCUCUAGCGUGAACUAUCACUACCGUGCUCAUUCAAAAAAAAAAAUGUUAGAUAUAUAUUGCGAUUUUGAAGACGGCGAUAGCAUCAGAACGCAACCCGGGGAUGGAGGUGGGACGUGCCAAAGCUAGGGGAAAGCGCCCUGGGGACGAGGUAGGAUAUACACACUCCUCGCUCGGUCAUAAUAUCCAAGACAAAGCUGAAUUUAAAAUGUCCUUUCGUUCUCUUGUAGAUUGAACUUUACAAAAAGGGUUUCAGCGUUGCUUAACAUCCCAGAGUGGCGGAUAUUUUACAUUAGAAUGGAGAACAGUCAAGUUCAAGGCUGUAUGACUGUCAAGUUUGGAAUCAUGGGAAAUGGUUAGUAACAAAGUCUAAACCUUUGUUAGUCUCUCGAUCGACCCAUUUAAUAAAAUUGUUAUAGUCGAUGAGUCAAUAUAAAGGGGGAAAACUCAUCCAGUUCAUUAGAUUUCAAAGUUAUAAAAGCUUCAAUCUUUAAUUUUGUGCAAAGAAAUCAAAUAAUGUCAGCCCUCCUUGGUGAACUGCUUUGCCAAGUCUUCAUGAAAUUGAGAUUCAGAAACAAAGUUGCUCAAGACAUAUCUGUUAUAAUUUAAAAUCUCGAAGGUUUGUCCGGUGGUCGCUGACUUUUAUCACUAUUUUUUAUUCAGAGUUGCUUUAUAGCUUUAUGACAAAAGAGGAGUAGACUAAGAGUUAUUCAAACUAAUAAGGAAGAAAUUUUGAACAAGGAUUCUCCUCUGAAUGUGAUUGUUUAUAACUAGAGAGGUUUUAAUGAUUUAAAUCUUUUAUUCAACCACUGAUAGAAAAGCAAGUCGAUGAACCAUCCAAAGCCUUCGAUCUAAUUUUACAAAGAUCCUCAGGAAAACUAAUGGAGUUUCAACCCAAAGAUAAAUGUCGCAAACCAGGUAAGAAACAAGAGACAUGUUUUCCUGUAAAGUUACAGUGUGCAGGAAUUGCAAAACAAUAUAUGGAAUUUUCCAAUAUUCCGAACUACAUCAUGCACGGAUCAUGUGCAAAUCUGAGGAUCGUUCUUGAACGUUAGCGCAUCAGCAUUGUUUCUGACUUGCUCCUUGGGGGAGUGCUUCAAUAUGAACGUGAUGGAAAUCUUUGCGGAAUGCCUGACAUGAUAUUUUGGCUCUUUCUAGCCUCUGUUGGCAGCCGUUCUUUGGGUCGUUUCCUUACGACACAAAAAAACGGCUUCGUAUUAGACUAAUCAAUACCCUGAGAGAUGAAUUCUCCCUAAAAGACUACCCAAAACUAGGAUCAAUUGAGUUCGGAGUAACUGACCUCGUACCCCUCCCUUAAGUCACAAUAUUCCCUAAGCGAGAAGUAAGUGUUAAUGUUGACUUAGGGAGGGGUAGGAGGUUAGUUACCCGGAACUCAAUUGAUCUUUGUUUUGUCUAGCCUUUUAGAGAAAGUUCAUUCAGUUACCCACAAACUCAAAACAAGCAAGGCGUGGCGUGUGUUUAAAAAGAAUCCUCUCAUCCAUCUGGGCAGUACCCUCAAGACUGAAUCGGGCCGUCCUGGACGUUGUGUCAGGACGUCUCCGACUUGUGUGAUAAGCAAAGUAAACGGGGGACGUCUAAAUUCAAGUAAAAUUGCAAGCCCAAUUGUAGGUCGAGAGCAUGAACACCUUUUUCAGUUUUAGUUUCAGUUUAUUUAUUUGCCAGAAAAAAAAAUAUAUAUACAUAUCUAGCCGGAUUUUUGAUAACUUUAUCGCCAAAUGGACCUUUUGCUUUUUUUUGCCAUUGCUUUUUUUUUCUCCUCCUUUCCUUCUCCUCGUUCUUUCUUUUUCUCCUUUCCUUAAUUUUCCUUCGUUACUAUGAUUUUGGAGCUUCUCGGGCAUAGGAAACAGUCAUGCCUUUUGACGCUUCGUCACUCAAAUGACUGCAAAUUUCGUUAGGUUGGUUUUCAAAAAAUCAGCUAGAUAUACAAACAGACAUUCAAUAUAUUACAAAAAUAUUUAGUUAAAUAUUGAGGAGACGUAAAUUGUAAGAAUUAAAAGUAUUGCACGAAGGCUAAACAACAACCCUUGCAUCGCGAUACUGACGCCUUUUCACUUCUCUUUUUCUCUUUUUUUUUUCAGAAACUACGACUGUUGUUUCUACCAGUGCCGCAAGAGCUAGUUUCAUGAACAAGUUCAUCAUUCUUUCGAACGUUGUUUUAGGUAUAGCAUUGUGCAUACGCUGA